AUGGAGACAUUACUGCGAUCUGGACUUAUACCACCUCGUUGCCUCCGCCCGCUGACAGAUUCGGAUUACGCCCAACCACCUGCCAUCGCCCUUGCGAUUGGCGGGGUCCACCGGCCAUUGCGACUGACUGAGAUCGGGUUGGGUGACGCUGAGAGGAGAGGAGUCGUCCCAAAUUGUUUCCCUUCGUUGCUGCUGCCCGGGUGGAGUACCCACGCACCGCUGGUUCCCAUAUCGGGAGCAGGCCAGGUCGUCAUCGAACCUCACCCAAGCCCGUCCUCCCCCCCCCCCCCCCCCCUGCUUCCCUCAAACAGCUGCCUCCUCGGAACUGACAUUGGCACCCGGUCAGAUCGCUCCGUCAUCAAAACGUGCAGCAAAGCGAUGCCCGGGGGCAGGGUCCCUCAAGCGGCCUAUGUCGAGGACUACGACGAAGAAGGCGGCAUCGUACCCGACAGUCGGCACUCAGCCAAUACGGCUAUCAAAGUCUCCUCCAGGUUGGCUCAUAGAUUCCCAGCGGAGCCGCUGAUCGACGGCGCCAGUGACUCAGGCUAUUCUAGUCGUACCGCCGCCACCGGCACCAGCACCCAAUCCGGCCCAUUGGGCGAGAGAAGCCCCCCCGUCCCUCAUAAGCUGGAUAUGCCCAAGCAUCGCACCGACCUAGCCCGAACCAGUUCCAGUCGACGGCCACGAACCGAGAGAGAGCGCGAACGCAUUCGACCGGAGCACGCUGAGAAGCCGACGGGGAUUCCAUCCCAUCAUCAUGCUCACGUGCAACGAUCCAACACCAUCCUCCACCAGAACUCUUCUACGAAAAAUCCGCCCGUUAUCAUCAAGCAACCACCCUCCACGCCCGUGGAUCACCACUUCGGCAUGGACUUUGCCUCUGCCUACCACUUUGGCCCGCCGCCGGUCCCGGACUACCCACCGUCCUCACCCCACGGGGGUCGUCAUCCGUACGCCGUCGAGGAGUUUCACCGUCCGGUGGGUCGAUCACACCAUUCCAAUUCCUAUCGGACACACAUGUAUCAUCAAGAUCGACCCGUCAGUAUGCACGCGGGCAUGAUGGGCCAUGCCGCCGCACCGGUCUAUCAUCACCCGGGGUCAUACUAUGACCAGGGCCCUCCACCCGCCUCAUCAGCGUAUGGUCAUCCAUAUGCCUCAUCCCCCUACGCCGGGUCAUAUUAUGCGGGAUCCGAGUAUGGACACCCGUCCGACUACCCGCCGAGCGAGCGAUCACGCUCGCGGACUCGAGAACGUCCGCCCCAAUCUCGUCCGCGUCGCUCGUCCUCGAUCUAUGGAGGACCGCCUCCCCCGCCCCCACCGCCGCAGAUGGAGCAAGGUGUCUUUCCGGAUUGGCUUGAUGAACCAGAAGACUCGUACUUCCCCCCGCCAAUCACAUCAGAAGUUUCUCGUGAGUAUCGCUCAAGGGAAGCACCGCGUGAAUACCACCGUGAACCCCACUACGACGCGCCGCGAGGGCGAGCCCCCAAACCUCCCCGCGAUGAAGAUUUCUACAAGAUGCCUCCCCCGCCGCGGCCGAUGCCUCAAAGACCCAAGGCCCAGGUUCACCAGGCGAAACGACCCGAUCGUCCCGAGCUCUCGCGCAAGGCUUACACCACUCAAGCUGUUCCGGCGGCACCGCGGCGUCAAUCGCGUGCGUCGAUGGAUAUGAGUGAUAUGGUCGCUGCCUUGCCCGAGCCCGGUCGACGGACCUCCCGUGAAACCAGACCUCGGCCUCGGUAUGAAAGUCUACGCGAAACUCGACGGUCAACAUCGUAUCACGACAGUGCCCGUGGCGCCCAAGUGGCCGUCGCAACCUCUCGCCGUCGUCGUCCUCGGGAGUACUACUCGGAAGAUGAGGAGGAAGAUGAGGAGGAAGAGGAUGUACGCAGCACGGGGACUGGCGACGGACUGGAAACCCGCGAACGUGAAGUGGAACGCUAUCAGGCUCAGCAGUCCGGCCGGACAAAUACUAUGCCUGCAUCCGCCGAAGCCCUUCUCACCAAGAAAGCGAUCGGUGCAGGUAGCGAUAACGGUAGCCAGAAGAGCCGAUCUAAUAGCAGCCGGGGCAGUGGCAGCGGCAGCGGGGAGGGCAAGAAUAUGAAUCUGUUGGUCAAUGGAUUGACUAUCGGUUUCACCGAGGAGUCGGUCGCUGGUAAGAAUAUCAAGAUCCAAGCUGGCGACACGGGCCGUGUCCAAUUGUCUAUCGCCGGUGAACGACGGCCGAAACAAUACCAUGCGGCUGGAUCUUCGUAUUCAGACCAGACGGGUCGUUCCGUCCGCCGAGAACCGGAUGAGGUUCCACGACGUCCGCGUGAUGAUCGUCGCUCUGAACGGGCAAGCCGUCGCUCGAGUCAAUCGACCUAUGGCGAUAAUCGUCGUUAUGCGCGUUGA
Messenger RNA from Penicillium oxalicum, 2391 nucleotides. RefSeq lists its product as uncharacterized. Lineage: Eukaryota; Fungi; Ascomycota; Eurotiomycetes; Eurotiales; Aspergillaceae. The record is from RefSeq and is a predicted model, not a curated record. Bases 1 to 2391 code for a protein of 796 amino acids. The transcript has 3 exons.